This is a messenger RNA of Drosophila subpulchrella, 3465 nucleotides long. RefSeq names its product DM7 family protein GG17593. The coding region runs from base 174 to 3416 and encodes 1080 amino acids. The record is from RefSeq and is a predicted model, not a curated record. Lineage: Eukaryota; Metazoa; Arthropoda; Insecta; Diptera; Drosophilidae. The transcript is spliced from 2 exons.
AUCUCAGUCUUGUGGGAAACUUUCACGUGAAAAGACCUCGUUUUACUUUCUUACUGCCGAAUCGACUUCUAAAUUAUUUUUUUUAACUGAAAUUUUUACCGUGAAGCCGGUUUUAUAUAAUUUUUAUCGAGUGGGGCUACCGCUUUUUUAGUUUUUGCUCGAGAUAUAUCAAAAUGAAAAGACGCGGAAAUAACAAAGGAAAGUCGGGAGUCGGGGUGCUGGAACUGCACCAAGUGAAGCGCUUGGACAUGUCGGACCAGGUGGCCAUCGUGAAGAGACCGAAGUACCUGCCCAAUCUGCACAACCUGGUCAUGCCGCAGAUAUGCUACGAGCACUCCAACCGCGUGGUGGCGGCCCGUCUCUCCAUCGAGGUCCAUAAGCACGACCAGGAUGCGGCCGAUUUCUUCGAGGGCGCCGAGGCGCCCUGCUUGAAUGUGCCGCGCACCCUGUUCCCGAAUCGCGCUCCCGUGGACAAGAUCAUCUUUAUGCCCAGACUGCUGCUGCCAGUGGGCUUCGAUGCCGGUGGGGUUUUUGCACCAGGUGCCAUCCCACGGCGAUUCUAUCCCAUGGGUCUGAUGCCACCCAGUCACAAGGGUCCAACGCCGCCCCUGUUCGUGGGUCUGCGCACCAAGGACUUCCAGAUGCCGGUUGAGGUGCAGAAACUGCUGGAAAAGGUGCCCCCAGCAAUUACCACGGUGCUGCCCACCACCACGCCGCCGAAGAUGGAGACCAAGAUCGACAUCGGUUAUACCCCGAAUUACAGGCCACCGCCGCUGUCCAACGCCACCGGCAAGGACCGUGCCGCCGAGGGGCCCAGCCUGGAGAUGCGAAUGAUUCGCCAUGAUGUCACCUUGUCGAUGGUCUACACCACACCGACUGCACCGAAGCCACCCACAUCCUAUCCAUUCCGUCAUCUCCCGGUGCAGUACAACAUCUAUACACCGGAUCUGUCCAAUGUCCUGGUGGUCAUGUCGCGCGUAUCCAAGCUAACGGUGGCCAUUCUCUCCACGAUUGUGCAUCCACAUGCGCCGGCCGUGGCCAUGGCCACCAUGGGCGACGAGAAAUGCCCGAAUUUCGAGCUGCCCUCGGAGGUGUUCCCCACCUGUGAUGGCCUCAAGCGUCCCAUCUUUCUGCCCGAGCGUUUCCAGCCCAAGGGAUUCAAGGCCGGCUGCAUCUUUAAGCCGGGCAGUCUGCCGGAGUCGUUCUUUAGGGAGAAUUUUUGGAAGGCCGGAACACCACAGCCACAACAUAGCAAUGGCAUAACACCACCACUGUUUGUGGGCAAGUUCACGACCGCAAGGGCGGCCAGUGCCUUCUUGAAGACGAUCCAAGAGGAGGGCAAACAGAGAAUGGCCGACGCAUCCGGAUCCUCAGCAGAGGCAUCUGGAUCUGGGUCUGUCCAGACCGUGGAAUUCAACACAACCAAGGUACGCUGCACGACCAAGGGGUUUUUGGUGCUGGAGACCGAGAAUCCGGCCACUCCACCGGGUGCACAUAGCCUGAAGAAUUACCUGCAUGCCUACAAUGCAGGAUGCUUUGUGAGGGUCGUACGCGAUGAGGAACCCGAGGACCUCGAGGAGCCUGAGGAACCCAUGGUGCCUCCGGCUUUCUCGAGAAUCGGACUGCGAUGUUGUGCCGUGUGUAUGGAUCCAGCUGGAUGUAUCAUAAACCGCACGCAAAGCCCAGGAAGUACGGAUACGGAAGAGUUCAUUCCGGAGGAGAACGAAAAGGAAGCAGGGGAAAAGAAGCCCAACGAAGCUGGAUCUAUCAAUAACCAGUCGGACACCCCAGAUCCGGAUAAUUUGCCAGAAAUACAACUAGAUGAUACAUACAUUGUUACCGAUCCAGAAGAAUGCUUCGAGGAAAACGGAAAGGAACCAAAGCCUACCGGACCCACAGCUGGAUAUAUUAUAAACCGUCCGGGAACCCCAUUUCCCCUUGCUUUGCCGGAAAUACUACUAGGUGAUAAAACAUACGCUAAAACAGAUCCAAAAGAAUCCCUUGAGGGGGAAAACGGAAAGGAACCAAAGGAAGCGAAGACUAUCGAACCCAUUGCUGGGUUUAUUAUAAACCGACCGGGAACCCCAUUUCCCCGUGAAAUACUACUAAAUGAAAAAACAUUCGCUCGUACAGAUCCAGAAGAAUCCCUUGAGGAGGAAAACGGAAAGGAACCAAAGGAAACGAAGACUAUUGAACCCACAGAUGGGCCCAUUACGGACCGACCGGGAACCCCAUAUCCCCAUGUUUUGCCAGAUAUACUACUGGAUGCUAAAACAUACGCUGUUGGAGAUCCAAAAGAAUCCAUUGAGGGGGAAAACGGAAAGGAACCAAAGCAAACAAAGCCUACCGAAUCCACUGCUGGAUCUAUUAAGAGCCGCUUGAAAGCCCCACAUCCUUAUGAUUUUCCAGAUCCAGAACCUAUUAUGGACCGGCCGGGAACCUCAUAUCAAAAUGAACCUAUUAUGGACCGGCCGGGAACCCCAUAUCCCCAUGUUUUGCCAGAAAUACUACUAGAUGCUAAAACAUACGCUGUUGGAGAUCCAAAAGAAUCCUUUGAGGGGGAAAACGGAAUGGAACCAAAGGAAACAAAGCCUACCGAAUCCACUGCUGGAUCUAUUAAGAGCCGCUUGAAAGCCCCACAUCCUUAUGAUUUUCCAGAUCCAGAACCCUUUGAGGGGCCUAACCGAAAGGAAACCAAGAAACGCACAGAAUUACUAGAUAGUAAGACAAUCGCUAGUACACAUCCAGAAGAAUCCCUGGAGGGGGAAAACGGAAAGGAUCCAAAGGAAACAAAGCCUACCGAAUCCACUGCUGGAUCUAUUAAGAGCCGCUCGAAAGCCCCACAUCCCUAUGAUUAUCCAGAUCCAGAACCCUUUGAGGGGCCUAACCGAAAAGAAAACAGGAAACGCACAAAACCCACUGAUCUAAACGAUACAAUAUCCUUGGCUGACACCGAAUCCACUGAUUAUGACGCAGAGCUCCAGAUGAUUGCCACGUUAAGCACAGAUAUAGAAACAGAAUCCGAAAUGUAUCCCGAUGCCGAACUGGACACAUCCCUGGGCUCACUGGGUUCACUGGGCUCACUGGGCUCAUUGGUCUCACUGGGCUCACUGGGCUCCCUGGGAGACGACAAGUUCCUGAAGUAUUUCAAAAUUGAUAGCGACAUUGAUCUGAUUUCCGAUGGUGUGGCCGAUUUGGGCAAGGCCGAGAUGAAGCUAGUGUUCUGCGAGGAGACGAUGACCGAGGAGAAUGUCGGCAAGGCCCUGAGGCAGUUGCGUCAGGUUCUCGAGGAGCGCGACGAGAUUCGCGACCACACCGACCAGCUCUACCUGGAGCACGCCCAGCGGAUGGAGGACGACUGCCGCAGGGCCCUGCGCAAGUCCACGCGCUGCCGAGAUUGCGGCAAGAUCCACUAAGAUGUAUUCGAAAUAUCAAUGGCGAUUAUAUAAUCACGUUCUGUUUAAA